AUGUUACUGCCGUUUAUUGGGUUGCUCGACAUGAAGUCUCUAACAAUUCUAGUAUUUAAAGGACACCACAAUACUGCUAGCUGCCUUAUAUUGUUGCAUGAUCAGCUGCUCUACUUUGAAACUCUUCAUCAUGUAGACGUGAAAGUCAGAAGGAAAAGGAGUGUGGAUGGACAUGAUUCUCAUUCAAAGGAUAUCAGUUUCUCUGCUUUAGGAAAAAACUUCCAUCUGGUGUUAAUGCCAGGCUCUCCUGCACUCAGUGCUGAUUUCACAGUCAAGCUUGUGUUUGGUGAUGGGCAGACAGUUCCCCUCUACAUCAAUGAAAAUAAUUUUUUCACUGGUCAUCUUGCAGAUGAUGAAAAUGUCAAAGCUGAUGCCCAUACAGAAGAUGGCUUUUGGACUGCUAGUAUUUAUGACAAAGAGGACGUUUAUACGCUGGAGCCCUCAUGGCGGCAUCUGCCUCCAUCAGACAAUCACAGCAUGAUCAUAUAUCGCCAUUCAGACAUCAAGUGGGACAAUAUAUUUCCACAUUUAGAUAAAGCACCAAACAAGAGAAAGAAAUUGUGCAGUGCUGUACAUCCGGAAGAUGAACCUGACUAUAACCCUGAAUGGGAACAAAUGCAGGAGCAGAUAGCAAUGGAGAAAGAUAAGGAUGGAGGCAGGGCUAAACGAGCAGUGUCUGGCCCUAACACUUGUCAGAUUAUGGCAGUGGCUGACUUCACUUUUUUCACUGGGCCUGGGGGAGGUUUUCCCCACAGAACUGCCAAUUAUGUGAUUCAAACCAUGCAGAAAGUUAACAGGAUCUACAGAGAGACAUCCUGGGGAUAUGAUUCACCGCUCCUGAGCAUGGGAUUUCAGAUUAGGGAGCUGAGGAUCCACCCAGAAAAGACAGCUACAGCUAACUACCACAAAAAUGGCAGACAUUACAAUAUGUUUGAUGAUCAGAACAGCUGGCCUGACAAUGAGCUGUUGAGGCAAUUUGGAGAGGACCCAGAUGUUGGCAAGUUUUGUUUGGCACACCUUUUCACUCACCGAAGAUUUGCUGGUGGAGUUCUUGGUCUGGCAUACAUUGCUUCCCCUCGGAGAUAUGCUGUUGGUGGGAUUUGUUCAGUUCAGAGAGAAAAUGAGAGAGCUUUCAACACUGGAUUUAGUUCAACCAAAAAUACUAAGGGAAACAACCUGUUGACACAAGAAGCAAUGCUGGUUACAGCCCAUGACUUGUGUCAUAACUGGGGUGCUGAGCAUGAUGCAGAGACGCCUGAAUGCUCACCUGAUGGCUUCAGUGGAGGCAGGUUUAUCAUGUACCCAUACGCUGUCAGCGGGUAUGAUGAAAACAAUCAUGAUUUCUCUCCCUGUAGCAAGCGGUACAUUUCUGCUGUACUGACAACAAGGUCAGGGUCAUGUUUCAAAG
Candidula unifasciata is the source of this 1408-nucleotide messenger RNA. The record is from the annotation of a GenBank genome assembly. NCBI's taxonomy places the organism in Eukaryota, Metazoa, Mollusca, Gastropoda, Stylommatophora, Geomitridae.